Messenger RNA from Neofelis nebulosa (Clouded leopard), 2960 nucleotides. RefSeq names its product phosphoseryl-tRNA kinase (gene PSTK). The transcript has 6 exons. Gene Ontology annotation, molecular function: tRNA binding; kinase activity. The coding region runs from base 1379 to 2398 and encodes 339 amino acids. Lineage: Eukaryota; Metazoa; Chordata; Mammalia; Carnivora; Felidae. The record is from RefSeq and is a predicted model, not a curated record.
AAGAGGGAGACACAGAAUCAGAAGCAGGCUCCAGGCUCUGAGCUGUCAGCACAGACCCUGAUGCAGGGCUUGAACUCACAAGCUGUCAGAUCAUGAUCUGAGCUGAAGUCAGAUGCAUAAAGGACUGAGCCACCCAGGCACCCCUUAGCUUCAUCCUUAAAUCAGCUGACAUGGCAGGGAAGGGGAAAGGAGGUUCAAGGGGACGGCACUAAAGGGCAGAGACACCCAGUGUCACUAAGCAAGACUUUUUAAGUUCCAAGCGGCUACCUGCGUAGGCUGAAUAAAUGAACUUCUAAAUUUCUGCUCAAAGUUCUGUAUCUUCAUUGCUGACACCAUAUAUUUGAGUUUGGGUCCGUCUGCAACUCAGCAACCACUGCCAUACUGCCUUUCGGUUGGGGACCUUGGGCUUGCUGCCCCACUGUCAUAAUAUUCCUUCCUCAUUCUUGCACUGGACCAAUGGCAGAAUGUCAUGAAAUUAAGAGUAUGUUUAAUUCGUGGCUCAGCUUCAAAAGAAAAAAGAAAAUGUACAUACACAUGCCGUGUCAAUUUAUACCACAUUUAACAUUGGGUUACCGAUUGUAUUUUGCCCCUGUAUGUGGAUUCUAACCUCACUUGUUCACAUUUUGAACAUACCACUUUACGACUAAGAAGUAAUCCCCUUUAAAAUAAGGUGUAAGUUAGAAUCCGAAUUCACCUUCUCUACACUACAUCUGCACACAGGGAGUUUGUCUUAUACCUCUCCACAGCUUAGUAUUUGAACACUAAAAUACCUACUGUCCUCUGCAUGAUGAAAGCAUUGGAACUGAGGUCUAGGGAUGUUCUAUCCGGCCUCCACUUCCUCACACUUGCUGUAACUCAGGGCACAGUAACUAUUUAUUUUGCCCUGCCACCUGUCACAUUUAGGAGGGGCAGAGGAGCGCGGCUGUGGGACUGUCAGCUUCGCCUGCUAUGCUGACCUCCAGCACUUGACCUUUCAAAGACCGCUGGAGAAAGACGCCCAAAGCUUCUUCCGGGAUCUUCCAGGGCCCGGUACUUGGUCGUAGCAAGACCGAGGCGCAAUUCCUAGUGGCUUGCAAGUUUCCAGCGGGGAGGACAAAUCUAACUGAACACUGAGGCCACCUCUCUGACCCUUUGGGAAAUGGCCGGAGGUUAGGAAACGCAUCACCGCGGCCUGCCGAGCCCAGAGGACUCGCCUCACAAACGAGAGCCCUCGCAAACAGGCGGGCCGCGCACGGUGCCAGGAUUGGAAGACCCGCCGGGUGCCCCCUCCCGGCCCCAGGCGGCGCGGCGAGGCAGGGCUGUGGGAGACUGCGCGUGCGCGCUCGGCGGCCGGUUCCGGAGACGACGUCCCCAGCCGCCUCCCGUCUGCCGCGACAGCAUGAAGACCGCCGAGGACGCCAGAGGAGUGCAUGGCGAGGGGCCGCGGAGGCUAGGCCUCUGCCUCCUCUGCGGCCUGCCCGCGGCAGGAAAAUCGACCUUCGCGCGGGCCCUAAGCCCCCGGUUACGGCAGGAGCGGGGCUGGGCGGUCGGCGUGGUCGCCUAUGAUGACGUCAUGCCGGACGCGUUCCUCGAGGAGGCGAGCGCGCGGCCGUUGCCAUCCCAAUGGAAGGUGCUUCGACAGGAACUGUUGAAGUACCUAGAAUACUUCUUGUUGGCUGUCAUUAACGGGUGUCAGAUGUCUACCCCACCCAACAGGACUGAAGCCAUGUGGGAGGAUUUUAUAACCUGCUUAAAGGACCAAGAUCUGAUAUCUUCUGCUGCACCGGAGGCCCAGUCUUGCUAUCUCUUAACAAAGACUGCUGUUUCUAGACCUUUGUUUUUGAUUUUAGAUGACAACUUUUAUUAUCAAAGUAUGAGAUAUGAAGUCUACCAACUGGCUCGGAAAUAUUCAUUAGGCUUUUGCCAGCUUUUUUUAGAUUGUUCUCUGGAGACCUGUUUACAGAGGAACGGCCAGAGACCCCAGGCGCUGCCUGCUGAGACCAUCCACCUGAUGGGAAGAAAGCUGGAAAAGCCCAACCCCGAGAAAAAUGCUUGGGAACACAACAGCCUCACAAUUGAGAGUUCAGAAUGUUCUUCCGAAGCCAGCCUGAAGUUGACCGAUUUAUUGCUUACUGCUUUGGAAAAUCCAGUAAAAUAUAUUGAGGACAAUGUGGAACAAAAGGAAGCAGACAGAAUCAUUUGUUCAACCAACCUUCUUCAUCAAGCCGAUCAGAUGCUCCGAAGGAUUGUCUCUCAGACGAUGAAGGAAGCAAAAGAAACCGAAGGGGCAAGUGCUCCUAAUCAGGAAGACCAGCAAGCAGUGGGGACUACAAGCCUUUUCUCUUGGAUCCCAGUCCAGGAACCUAUACACUCAAGUGUCAGAAGGGACAUUUUUGGUGCUGCAACUUCAUGGGAAUAGCAGUACUAUUUGUGUGAACACAUCAAGCCGCCUCCUCCACUGUUUCCUCCCUGCUUCACCAGGAGAAAAGUGAUCUUGCUGGUCGGUGAAAACCCAAUAUCCAACAGUGCCACGGCAUGGAAGGGACAAGGCUGUGUCCCCCUCUCCCAUUUCUCUCUCGAGCCGGUGACUCCAAAGAUUUAAUGUGCAUGUAUAUGAAUCACAUGAGCAGCUUUUAAAAAUACAGACUGAUUCAGUAGAUCUGCACUGGGAACUGACAUUUUACACUUCUGACAAGCUCCCAGAUGAUGCCUGGCCAGUGCUGUUGGCCCCUGGACUACAGGCCACAGACCAUCUUCAUCAGGGGUCAGCAAACCUCCCGUAAGGAUCAGAGAGUAAAUACUUUGUGGCUUUAUGGGCCACAUGUUCUCUAUCACGACUACUCAACUCUGCUGUUAUAGCACAAAAACAGCUAUAGAAAACAUGUAAACAAGCAAAUAUAGCUCUGUUUUGAUCAAAUGUUACUUACGGAUGCUGAUGUCUGAAUUUCAUAUAAUUUGCACAUUAUAGUAUUGUUUUGGUU